ACAUCUUACAGGGCCAUGGGUCUUAUGAAGAUAUGUCUCUUAUUAUUCAGGUCAAUCUUGGAGAAGGAGGGACCAAAGUCACUCUUCCGAGGUUUGGGUCCAAAUUUGGUUGGAGUGGCACCGUCAAGGGCUGUGUACUUUGCAUGUUACUCCAAAGCCAAAGAGACACUUAAUGGCAUUUUCGUGCCUAAUAGCAAUAUUGUGCAUAUUUUCUCAGCUGGCUCUGCAGCUUUUAUCACAAAUUCCUUAAUGAAUCCUAUAUGGAUGGUUAAAACCCGGAUGCAGCUAGAGCGGAAAGUGAGGGGCUCCAAGCAGAGGGGCACCCUGCAGUGCGCACGCCACGUGUACCAGACCGAAGGCAUCCGGGGCUUCUACCGAGGACUGACCGCCUCAUACGCCGGCAUUUCAGAGACCAUCAUCUGUUUUGCUAUUUAUGAAAGUUUGAAGAAGUAUCUGAAAGAAACUCCCUUAGCCUCCUCCGCAAACGGAACUGAGAAAAAUUCCACAAGUUUUCUUGGACUUAUGGCAGCUGCUGCUUUCUCCAAAGGAUGCGCUUCCUGUAUUGCCUACCCGCACGAGGUCAUCAGGACACGGCUCCGGGAGGAAGGCACCAAGUACCAGACAUUCGUGCAGACGGCGCGCCUGGUGUUCCGGGAGGAGGGCUACCUCGCCUUCUACCGAGGGCUCUUCGCCCAGCUCAUCCGGCAGAUCCCGAACACGGCCAUUGUGCUGUCCACCUACGAGCUCAUCGUCUACCUGCUAGAGGACCGCACCCAGUAGCAGGCCCCAGAGCUGCACUCAGCAUGACGCAAGCAGACGAACUCGAGAGCCUUUUCCCCACUGAUGUUUAGAAUGUUUGACUGAAACCAGCCAUAAAGUAACUGGCUCGUAUCGCCUCCUGGACAUUUCCUUUUGGAUUCAUGCUUUCUGGAAGGUUUAAAUUCAUUAACAUUAAUAGUUAAUUAUAACUUUUUUUUAACUUAAGAGAAUUCAGGAUUAAACAGUAACUAAAUUAAAUCAUGCUAUUUAAUUUAAGU
Molecule: messenger RNA, 1037 nt
Organism: Ochotona princeps (American pika)
Lineage: Eukaryota; Metazoa; Chordata; Mammalia; Lagomorpha; Ochotonidae
Gene: SLC25A33
Product: solute carrier family 25 member 33
Exons: 5
Coding region: 16-780 (254 amino acids)
Biological process (GO): pyrimidine nucleotide import into mitochondrion
Cellular component (GO): mitochondrion
Molecular function (GO): pyrimidine nucleotide transmembrane transporter activity
Source: RefSeq, a predicted model, not a curated record